Messenger RNA from Corticium candelabrum, 798 nucleotides. RefSeq names its product probable serine/threonine-protein kinase drkC. The record is from RefSeq and is a predicted model, not a curated record. Gene Ontology annotation, molecular function: ATP binding; protein kinase activity. Gene Ontology annotation, biological process: signal transduction; protein phosphorylation. The coding region runs from base 65 to 694 and encodes 209 amino acids. Lineage: Eukaryota; Metazoa; Porifera; Homoscleromorpha; Homosclerophorida; Plakinidae. The transcript has 2 exons. Gene Ontology annotation, cellular component: cytoplasm.
CAAGAAUAUCGUUCUCUUCAUUGGUGCAGGAAAGUCUCAACCAGGAGACGUUCCUUUUCUUGUCAUGGAAUAUAUGGAGCGAGGAUCUCUAAAAAAUGUACUAUAUGAUUUAUCGAUUGAUAUCGAUUAUGAGCGUAAGCUAUCAUUUGCCGUGGAUUCAGCAAGAGGUAUGCAUUUUCUUCACACAUUGGAACCGCCUCGAAUACAUCGAGACCUGAAAAGCGAUAAUCUUGUGGUAAGCAAAGACUGGACUGUUAAAGUGGCUGAUUUCGGUUUAGGUAGAGAUGUUAACAUCACAAGAAACGAUAAACCGCAGUUUAGACGCAGAUGUGGUUCAGAUCAAUUACAUAUUUCCCUACUUCCCAAACGAGAUGGUCUGUCUUUCUCAGGUAUUGGAACUGCAAGAUGGGCAGCUCCCGAAUUGACUCUUCGGGAAUCAUAUGAUACUGCAGUAGACGUUUACAGUUUUGGGAUUGUGUUGUGGGAAAUCUGGACAAGACAGCUUCCAUUCGGUCAAUACAGAUUUGAUUAUCAAGUUAGCGAUGCAGUAGUCGCAAAUGAAAGACCUGCAAUUUCUCGAGAUUGUCCACAGCCGUUAGCCACAAUUAUGAAAAGAUGUUGGUCACCCAGACCAUCAGACCGACUAUCGUUUGGCCAAGUUAUUUCGCAACUUGAAUCUUUAGAGAGCAUCUAGAUAUGUAGCUGUUCAGAAGAAGCAUGCACGCGUUACUUGCCAUGAAGGAGACACUUAUAGUGAUGCACUGUUACGAGCAGUAAAGCCUAGUGCAUUAUAAUAAU